This is a messenger RNA of Cooperia oncophora, 531 nucleotides long. Lineage: Eukaryota; Metazoa; Nematoda; Chromadorea; Rhabditida; Trichostrongylidae. The record is from the annotation of a GenBank genome assembly.
AUGGGCCCUGCGAUCCUACCACUACUUUGCAUACAUUUCCUUUUUCUCGAUUUUGAAAUACUUCACUUCUUCGCUGUGUCCAAAUUCGGCCCUAAAGGCACCCUUCCAGAAACUCCGCCAGGACAGAUCGUUUUCAGGCAGCCGCUACCGGAUAUCCUGUUCUCGUUGUUUCCCGAGCAAGAAUGGGCCUCUCGGCUAGGCGACUACAUGGUGCUGGCCACAGUCAUCUGCUUCUGCCUUCUGCUCGUGUUUCAUCAAUCGCGAGCAAUUGUCGCUCGCCGUUUCAUGUUCAUUGGUGCAACACUUUACGCUUUCCGCUCCGUUACUCUGCUCAUCACUCAGUUGCCGCCAGGUUACGAAAACAACGCCAUGCGAUGCCGUGAACAAGUGAAUAUCACCUUCAGCGUUUUUCUUUCGAGGGUCAUUGAGCAAGCAAUUCGAGCCGGAUUCCAGGAAAAAUCCCAUAUUGCCACCCUUGCCAUCAGGCGCAAUCAUCAGUUUGCGAUAAUUACUAUGAAAGAAGGCUUUUGA